AUGGAUUCUGCUUCAAUUAUUUGGGAUAAUCAACAAACUAUUAUGUUUGAAGAAAGAUUAGAAAGAAAGAAAACUUCAUGGAUCAAACAAUUAUUCUUUGUUUAUAUAUAUCCAAUAAUGGAUGUAAUAUAUAGAAAUUAAUAUUUAUAGAAAGCUAAUAAAGAAGGAUUAGAUGAGAGUCAAAUCAAGGAAUUGUAAACUUAAGAAUAAUCAUUUAUGCGUCAUUAACAGUUUUCUGAACAUUUAAAGAGGAUUAACCAAAAAAAUUUAGUUAAUUUGAUAUUGAAAUAUUAUAUAUGUAAAUUGUUGAGAUAUGAGCAAUAGAGUAUUUUUUCAAAGGAUUUUUAAUCUAAAUAGUAGUACUUUUAAGUCAAUUAGCUAUGCCUUUGUUAACAAAAUAUAUAAUUGGUUAUAUUAAUGAAAAAAAUGAUAAAAAUUAGCAUUAAGCCUUUUUACUUAUUUUUCUUGUAAUAUUAGUAAGAAUAAUAAAUUUAUUGGGUAUGUCUCAUUCAAGAUUUAUGAUGGUAAUUAAUAAUAUAAAAUAAAGAAACUAUAUGGAUUUGACAUAAUGGCAGUGGUUAGUUUGGAAAUAAUGAAUAAAUGUCUUAAGAUUUCAUUAUUGAGUAAUACUGAAAGAUCAAUAGGAGAAAUUAGUAAUCUAAUUUAAGUUGAUGUAUAAAGAUUAAUUUAAAUUCCAAAUAAUGUUGUAAAUGUGAUAAUUAUUCCUAUAUAGAUAUGUAAAGUAUAUUUAUAUAUAUUUAGGUAUCACAUUGACAUAUAUUUAUUAAGAAAUUGGUAUAUCAGUAGUUGUUGGAAUAAUAAUUAUAGUUUUAAGCAUAAUUUAAAACAAUUAUAUAGGUAGUUAAAUUGUUAAGGCAUAAAGUAAAGUAUUGAAAGCAAAGGAUAGUAGAGUAAAAGAAACAACAGAAGUUUUUUAGUUAAUAAAAUUUAUAAAAAUUAAUGCUUUUGAAUAAUACUUUCAGUAAAAGAUUUAUUAGUUAAGAGAAAUAGAAUUAAAUUGUAUAAAAGAGAGAUUAAAAUACUUUUCUAUAAAUGUUUUUACAGGUUGGCUUUCACCUUAAAUGAUUUUAAGUUUAACUUUUGGAUUAUAUGUAAUGUUAGGAAAUGAAUUGAUUCCAAGUAAAACAUUUCCUAUAAUUGGAUUGUUAUCUAUUUUAGCAGCAAGUCUUUAAUUAUUACCAAUUUCAUUAAAUGAUCUUUUAGAGACAAAAAUAUCUCUUUAAAGAAUACAAAAUUUUUUGGAUAGUGAUGAUUUAAUGAUUGAUAUAUAUAGUAAUUAAAAUAAUAAUGAAAAUUAUGCUUUGAAGAUUGAAUAAGGUAAUUUUUAUUGGAGGAAAGAAUGUAAUGAUGAAUAAUAAAUUUUGAAGAAUAUAAAUAUGAUGGUUUAAAAAGGGAAAUUUAUUUCAAUAAUUGGAGAUGUUGGUAGUGGAAAAUCUUCUUUAAUUUAAUGUAUUUUAGGAGAGAUGAUUUAUAAAAUGGAUGAGAAUAAAUCAAGUAUAAAUAUUAAUGGUUCAAUUGCAUAUGUUGGAUAGAAACCUUGGAUUUAAAAUGCAACAUUAUAAGAAAACAUUUUAUUUGGUAAACCUUAUGAAGAGAAACUAUAUAACUAAGCAAUUAAAUAUUCUUGUUUAAUGUUAGAUUUAGAAAUAUUAAUUUAUGGAGAUUAAACAAUGAUUGGAGAGAAAGGAAUUAAUUUAUCUGGAGGAUAAAAAGCUAGAAUUAGUUUAGCUAGAGCUAUUUAUAGUUAAGCUGAUAUAUAUUUAUUUGAUGAUCCACUUAGUGCAGUAGAUGCAUAAGUAGGUAAUUUCAUUUUAAAAGAAUGUCUUAUUAAUCUAUUAAAAGGGAAAACAAGAAUUUUAAUUACACAUGCAUUAAAUUAUUGUAAAUUUACAGAUUAUAUUUAUUUAAUUUAGAAAGGGGAAAUUAUUGAAUAGGGAGAUUAUUAGAAAAUGUAGAAUUGUAUUGUAUAUUAAGAAAUUGAAUAAAAAUUUGAAUUUGAAUUAUAAAAGUAAGAGGAAAAUGAAUAUAUUAAUGAGAAUAAAGUACAAUUAAUAAAUGAUAAAGAAAUUUAUUAAAGUUAAGAAUAGAGUAGAGAUAAUAAUAAAAAUAAAUCUGAUCAAAUGACAGUAGAAGAAAGAAAGAAAGGGGAAAUUGAUUCAGAAGUAUAUGUCAAAUAUUUGUAAUACAAAAGGAAUAUUAUCCAUCAAACUAUCUUAUUUAUAGUUAUGUUCAUUUGGAUUCUCUCUUAAAUUUUAGCUAAUUUAUGGGUUACUCAAUGGACUAAUCGUUAUGUUUAAUUGGGAGAUCAUUUUAGUGAAUAAACAUAUUUCUUAAUAUUUUUAUUUCUAGGAAUUGUUUAAUCCUUAUUUGCAUAUAUUCGUGCUGUGAUGAUUGUAUCAUAAAGUAUAAAAUCAUCUUCUUAAAUUCAUAAUGAUAUGAUCAACUGUUUGAUGUUUGCACCAUAAUGUUAAUUCUUUGAAAGAGUUCCCUUAGGGAGAAUUAUGAAUAGAUUAACCAAAGAUAUUAAUUCAUUAGAUGUUGAAAUACACAUCAAUAUAGCAUAAUUUUCUACAAAGAUUAGUUAAAUUCUCAGCAAUAAUUUAUUGAGUAUUUAUGUUAGCACCUAUUUACUUAUAUUUCCAUUAGCCAUUUUCUUUUACAUUUGUUUGAAAAUAUAGCGAUUGUAUAUGAAAGCCAGUCGAGAACUAUAAAGAUUAGAAUUAAUAAGUAGAAGUCCAAUCUUGAGUUAUUUUACAUAAUCCUUAAUGGGAUUAACAACUAUCAGAGCAUAUAAAUAAAAUGAAUUUGUAAUGAAAGAGUUUUCAUAGAAAUUAGAUUAUAACAAAUAGGUUGUUUAUUAUUCAACAGCGGCUAGUUCAUGGUUUCUAUAAAUUCUUGGUUUUGCUAGUUUAAUAGUUAAUACAUUUGCUAUCGGUUAUUGUAUUUUAUACACAAAUAAUCCUUCUUUUGCAGGUUUGAUAUUAACAUUUGCUGCAAGUUUGGAUCGAAAUGUUCAAUAAACUGUUGAUUCAUUAAGUUUAUUAGAAAAUAAUAUGAUAUCUUUCGAAAGAUGUUUAGAAUAUACUAAAAUAGAAUCAGAAAAUCUUGGAGAAAUAAAAACUAUUGAUCAAUCUUGGCCAAAUGAAGGUAGGAUUAGAUUUAUUAAUUAUUCAGUAAAUUACAGAAGUAAUCUACCUUUAGUUUUAAAAAAUUUAAGUUUUGCAAUAAAUUCUAAAGAAAAGAUUGGAAUAGUUGGAAGAACUGGAGCUGGGAAAUCUUCAAUUACUCUUUGCAUUUUAAGAAUUUUAGAAGGGAUUCAAGGUUAAAUAUAGAUAGAUGAUAUUGAUAUCUCAAAAAUAUAAAUUUAAAAACUUAGAUCAUAAAUAACAACUAUAUUAUAAGAUCCAGUGAUAUUUUCAGGAACAAUUAGAUAGAACCUAGAUCCAUUAAAUAAAUGUAGUGAUUAAGAAAUUAUGAAAGUUGUAGAAUAAAGUUGUUUAUUAUAAAUUAUUAAUGAGAGAAACGGAUUAGAUACUCUUGUUGAUGAAGGAGGUGAUAAUUUAAGUGCAGGUGAAAAAUAAUUAAUUUGUAUUGCAAGAGCAAUAUUAAAAAAAAGCAAAGUUGUAUUGAUUGAUGAAGCAACUGCUAAUAUUGAUAUUGAAACUGAAUAAAAAAUCUAAAAAACUAUUUAAAAAUCAUUCGAAGAUUGUACAGUGAUUACUAUCGCUCAUAGAAUUAAUACUAUUUUACAUUGUGAUAAGUAAUAUUUUAUAUUUAUAAUUCAAGAAUACUUGUAAUUAGCAAGGGUGAAUUAUAGGAGUUUGGUUCAACUAAUGAUUUAUUAAAUGAUAAAUCUUCUUUAUUUUACCAAAUCUAUUAAGAAGCUAUAAAUCAUGAUUGA
This is a messenger RNA of Paramecium sonneborni, 3922 nucleotides long. The record is from the annotation of a GenBank genome assembly. NCBI's taxonomy places the organism in Eukaryota, Ciliophora, Oligohymenophorea, Peniculida, Parameciidae.